GCCGGCUGCGCUCGGGCCGCGAGGAGGCGGCGCAUGUGGGCUCUCCGCUCGUUGCUGCUGCUGCGGGCCGCGGCCGGGCGCACCAUGUCGCAGGGGCCCGCCCGCCGCCCGCGGCCGCCCAAGGACCCGCUGCGGCACCUGCGCACGCGGGAGAAGCGCGGCCCGUCGUGGGAGCCCGGGGGCCCGAACACCGUGUACCUGCAGGUGGUGGCGGCCGGCGGCCGGGACGCGGGCGCCGCGAUCUACGUUUUCUCCGAGUACAACCGGUAUCUGUUCAACUGUGGGGAAGGCGUCCAGCGACUGAUGCAGGAGCACAAGCUGAAGGUGUCACGUUUGGACAACAUAUUCCUGACCCGAAUGCACUGGUAUAAUGUUGGCGGGUUGUGUGGAAUGAUUCUGACUCUAAAGGAAACCGGGCUUCCAAAGUGUGUGCUCUCUGGGCCUCCACAACUGGAGAAGUAUCUAGAAGCUAUCAAAACAUUCUCGGGGCCAUUGAAAGGAAUAGACCUGGCCGUGCGGCCCCACUCUGCACCAGAGUACAAGGACGACACAAUGACCGUGUUCCAGAUCCCCAUUCACAGUGAACGGAUCAGUGGGACGCACCAGAGCCCAGAGCGGCUGAGCCCAGAGCGCUCUCCGGACGCUGGAUCUGCUAAAGGUGUUGGCCAGAGGACACUUGGCAGGGACCCCUCCUUGGUGGUAGCCUUCGUCUGCAAGCUCCACUUGAGGAAGGGAAGCUUCUUGGUCCUCAGAGCAAAGGAGCUGGGCCUCCCAGUCGGAACAGCUGCCAUCGCGCCCAUCAUCGCUGCUGUCAAGGAUGGGAAGAGUGUCACUUACGAAGGAAGAGAGAUCUUGCCUGAAGAGAUCUGCUCGCCUCCGGAUCCCGGGAUCGCUUUUGUCGUGGUGGAGUGUCCAGACGAGGGGUUCAUUCAGCCCCUCUGUGAGAAUGCCGCCUUCAGGAGCUACCAAGGAAAGGCUGAAGCCCCCGUGGCCCUGGUGGUUCACAUGACUCCGGAGCAUGUGCUGCUGGACAGCAGAUACCAGCAGUGGAUGGAGAGAUUUGGGCCUGACACCCAGCACCUGGUCCUGAACGAGAACUGCACGUCGGUCCACAACCUCCGCAGCCACCGGAUCCAGGCGCAGCUCAACCUCAUCCACCCUGACAUCUUCCCUGCGCUCGCCAGCUUCCGCCCGCAGGAAGGGAGCACCGCGGCCGGUGUGCCCAUGGUCCGGGGCGAGUGUCUGCUCAAGUACCAGCUGCGGCCCCGGCGGGAGUGGCAGAGGGAUGCUGUUAUGACGUGCAAUCCCGAGGAAUUCAUAGCCGAGGCCCUGGAGCUGCCCAACUUCCAGGACAGCGUGCGGGAGUACCGGAGGGCGGCGCAGGACGGCCCGGCCCUGGCAGAGGAAAGAAGCCAGUACCCAGAAGUCGUCUUCCUGGGAACAGGGUCCGCGAUCCCCAUGAAGAUCCGGAAUGUCAGCUCCACGCUUGUCAACAUCAGCCCCGACACGUCUCUGCUGCUGGACUGCGGCGAAGGCACGUUCGGGCAGCUGUGCCGCCACUACGGGGAGGACGUGGACCGCAUCCUGGGCACCCUCGCUGCCGUGUUCGUGUCCCACCUGCAUGCGGAUCACCACACGGGCUUGUUAAACAUCUUGCUGCAGAGGGAGCGAGCUUUGACAUCCCUGGGAAAGCCGCUCUGCCCUCUGCUCGUGGUCGCCCCCGCCCAGCUCAGGGCCUGGCUCCAGCAGUACCACAGCCAGUGCCAGGAGGUCCUGCAUCAUGUCAGUGUUAUUCCUGCCAAAUGCCUUCAGAAAGGAGCCGAGGUCUCCAGCCCCGAAGUUGAAAGGUUGAUUAGCUCGCUGCUGGGAGCAUGUGACUUGGCAGAGUUUCAGACCUGCCUCGUCCGGCACUGCAAGCACGCGUUCGGCUGCGCUCUGGUCCACUCGUCUGGCUGGAAAGUGGUCUACUCAGGGGACACCAUGCCCUGUGAGGCUCUGGUCCGGAUGGGGAAGGACGCCACCCUCCUGAUCCACGAGGCCACGCUGGAAGACGGUCUGGAAGAGGAAGCCGCGGAAAAGACACACAGCACGACCUCCCAGGCGAUCGGCGUGGGGAUGCGCAUGAAGGCGGAGUUCAUCAUGCUGAAUCACUUCAGCCAGCGCUACGCCAAGGUCCCAGUCUUCAGCUCCGACUUCAAUGAGAAAGUUGGAAUUGCCUUUGACCACAUGAAGGUCAGCCUGGGAGACUUCCCAACGGUGCCCAAGCUGAUGGCACCGCUCAAGGCCCUGUUCGCUGGCGACAUCGAGGAGAUGGAGGGGCGCAGGGAGAAGCGGGAGCUGCGGCUGGUGCGGGCGGCCCUCCUGGCCCAGCAGCCGGACGGGGGCCCCCGGCAGAAGCGGGCCCCUGUAGAGCAGCCCCAGAGCCCCCUGAGCAAGAAGGUCAAGGUGCAGUAGCGAUGCAGGUGGCCUGAAGAUGGGCUGAGGCUCCAGGCGGGGACUGAUCGGUGGAGAACGGCCACGCUGGCUUUGCAGACGUCGCCUGGAGAAGAACCGGGGAGCACUCACAGCUGCCCAGCCCGCCCCCGGGGGCGCUGGGCCAUGGGUGUGAAGGCGCCGAAGUGAAGAGUCCAUCUGGAACCUGAGCACUUGGCUUCGUCCUGGUGCCACCGCUGAGCCAGAGUCGCUGCAUCACGCUGCCAGGUACCCAGUGUCCCCAAAGAGCCGCCACCCCUCAGCAGCGGCUCCGGGAACUUGAGCCUUCCUGUUGCUCGGGGCUGUAACGAGACAAGACUCACUCACUGGGCGUCCGGCGUGUCGGGACCGCGUGGGCGGGCUGCUUCGUCCUCCCUGGAUUCAACAACAGAGGUGAGGGGCUGAAACUUGAGUUUUCAAAGAUGCAGCUCACAUUUGCAUAAUCUUCCCUCCUGCCACCCGGAGAAUGUAAGCUGUAACAUCUCAGGCGGUGAGAGACACGGACCGAGGACGGGACCGGCCGUGACCUCGAGUUUCCUCAAGUCCCGCGUCCCCGAGAGCUUGUUAGUAAAACAGGAAGCUAGGCCACGCUCAGGGAUAAUAAAUCUAUUUUAAUAACAUUA
Molecule: messenger RNA, 3095 nt
Organism: Camelus dromedarius (Arabian camel)
Lineage: Eukaryota; Metazoa; Chordata; Mammalia; Artiodactyla; Camelidae
Gene: ELAC2
Product: elaC ribonuclease Z 2
Exons: 24
Coding region: 34-2454 (806 amino acids)
Biological process (GO): mitochondrial tRNA 3'-end processing
Cellular component (GO): mitochondrion
Molecular function (GO): 3'-tRNA processing endoribonuclease activity
Source: RefSeq, a predicted model, not a curated record